CCCCGGAAGCACUAUGGCAUCCACCAUUGACACCACCAAAGAUCCUCCCUCUGCCUCCGCUUCGUUUUGUUGUGUAUCGGGGUGCUGUUGAAGCUACAACAUGUCCACAGGGUGAAGGAAGCCUUCACCAUCGGCCCAUGAUGUCUAAACUGCAGGCGGUGAAGGCGCUGGUGGCCGAGAGACUGGCGGCGGCUGCGGAGGAGAUACUCAGCGCUGUCGAGAAGAAGCUGCUGCACACAUCAGAUAUGCCACCUGAAAAGCAGAGGGCAGCUGUACACAAGCGGCUGGCGGUGGUUGCUGAAGAGAUCUUUAGGGUCCUGGAGAUAAUGAUGGGCGAAUACGAGGCAGAGGUCUCCAGUUCCCACAAGGAGAGCGAACGCCAACUGUUGGACAUCACGUUGAAAGCGGAGGCAAUUGUACAGAGAGCUGAGCACAACAAAACAAUGAUGCUAUCCGUGCUAUGCAUUUUUUUUGCCAUUGACAAACUGCCUCUCUCUGGGUCGGACUGUGAAAAGGACGUUUCCUCCGAGCAGAGCAGGAGCUCCAGUCAGCUCCAGAAAACAUCAAAUCCACCACAGGUUAAAGAUGCGUCCACGGAGACAGACUGCAGGCCGCAUCUUCGCCAAAUACACAGAGCCGAAAAGGGCACUUCAACUAUGAUGGAAACGGAGACGCCGCCACCUAGCGACAAGGUUCUCUCAUCCAACAACUCAGGAGCUGCAAGUGAAGACAAUGAGAAUGCGAUAAAUGAGAAACCUCUCAAGUCAAACAAAAGAGAACCAUUUCAGAUGCAAAGUCAGGGUGAGGAUUGUUGCAAAAUGUGUGGAAGGUCUUUCCACAAAAGUGUCACUGGGAAAAAUAAAAAACCCAGCGAAAGGAAAAUUCCUAUAACAAACAAGAGCCACACCACGGGACAGAGUUGUUGCAGAGUUUGUGGAAAGUAUUUCCGGUACAAACGUUCUUUUCUGAAACACGUGCUCACGCACGAACAGAGCUCCGACGUGUGCGGAGCCUGCGGGAAACUUCUCGACACCGACGAGAGCUUGAAGGUGCAUUUACAAACCCACGGCGAAGAAAACCCCUGCAGGGACCAAACGGAUGACAAACGAUCGGAGGCAGAGUGCUCCGACGCUGAGAGCAGGGUGGGCGACAGCGAUGAGGAAUGGAAGGACGGCGAAGCCAGCGAUAGUGACGAGGCCGACAGCGAGCAAGAUGAGACCAAAGACCGACGUUGUUCGCCGAAGUCCAAAACGAAAGCACCAAACAAACCUAAAACUAAGGAUUACAAGGAUUCAUCGCAUUUGAAAUACCGCUGCAAAGUGUGUGGCAAGCCUUUCUGCUACAGAGCCUCUUUUUUGAAGCACGUGCAAGAGGACGAGGGGGACACAGAUCUUUGUGGUGUGUGUGGGAAACGUUUCGAGUCCGAGGACAGCUUAAGGCUUCACUUGCAAACUUACAUCCGAACGAAUGACUGUGAGGUCUGCGGCAAACACUUUGACGGCCACAAACAGCUGGAGAUGCACAUGAGGACCCACACGGGAGAGAAGCCGUACGUGUGCAGCGUCUGCGGCAAGGCGUUCGCUCAAAACGGGAACCUGAUGGGACACAUGAGAGUUCACACGGGGGAGAAGCCGUACGUUUGCAGCGUGUGCGGCCAGAACUUUAGCUUUAAAGAAUACAUGAUGGCUCACAUGAGGAUCCACACGGGGGAGAAGCCGUUUCUCUGCAGCGUCUGCGGGAAGGGAUUCCGACAGAGGGGGACUCUGAAAACGCACAUGAUGAUCCACACGGGAGAGUCCACGCACCGAUGCAGCGUGUGUGACAAGAAGUUCUACAAGAGCGGAGCGCUGAAGAUCCACAUGAGGUCGCACACGGGCGAGAAGCCGUAUCUGUGCAACGUUUGUGGGAAGAGCUUCACGGCGAGCGGCUCGCUGACCAAACACAUGGGCGUCCACGAGGGGGAGCGAACCCACGGCUGCCGGAAGGAGGAUCUGAAAAAACCCGUUGAGACUCACGGGGACGAGUCCGCACAGCUGACGAGUCUUUAAUGCCUUUUUAAAAGGAAUGGUUCAUCAUUUUCGAGUUUUAGAAUGGAAAUCGUGACACCCCUAGUUGCAGCCCUGAUCUCAUGACAUCAUGUCCGUGUGUUAAAUAUGGAGCUGGGUAAAGGAAGUGGUUAGCCUAGCUUAGCAUAAAGACUGGAAGCAGCUCGUCUAAAGUAAAAAAAUAAAAUACACCUAAAGAUUAAAGUUAACUUAUGGCGCUUAGCCACUGCUAGUAGCAACUCUGCUCGGCUCAACUCAGCCACGGUGCCUCGUCCUCCUUUUUCAACUGCAGAUUUAGUACCGCCUCAUGCGUGAGGCGAGCAUUGCUGGUCGUCAUAGCGACGCCAUGACCUAACGGCCGUGACCUAACGCGACACACACAGAGAAAGGUGUGUUUUUGAUUCUCGGCAUGUGACAAAUUUAGUUUGAAAAGAAGCCGGAGGCAGCAAAAAAAGCCACCGCUGGCUAAACGAUUUAAAAAUGGCGUGUUUGUUCAGGACACCCCCUGUCUGUCGCUAGCAAUGAUGACUCAGUGGUUAGUGAUGAUUCUCU
This is a messenger RNA of Perca flavescens (yellow perch), 2597 nucleotides long. Its product is annotated as zinc finger protein 2 homolog. NCBI's taxonomy places the organism in Eukaryota, Metazoa, Chordata, Actinopteri, Perciformes, Percidae. Gene Ontology annotation, molecular function: DNA-binding transcription factor activity, RNA polymerase II-specific. Bases 138 to 2048 code for a protein of 636 amino acids. Gene Ontology annotation, biological process: regulation of transcription by RNA polymerase II. The record is from RefSeq and is a predicted model, not a curated record. The transcript is spliced from 4 exons. Gene Ontology annotation, cellular component: nucleus.